Molecule: messenger RNA, 1321 nt
Organism: Zingiber officinale
Lineage: Eukaryota; Viridiplantae; Streptophyta; Magnoliopsida; Zingiberales; Zingiberaceae
Exons: 5
Coding region: 894-1226 (110 amino acids)
Source: RefSeq, a predicted model, not a curated record
UUUUCGACGCCGUGUUUUCCCCUUCGUGUUCCCGAACCUAAGUCAUUUUUCUUUCCCUCUUCUCAUACAAUCUUUUCACGUCUCCGCUGGAUCUUCCUCCGCGACGGUGUGAUUGACGAAGGGUACAACAAGACGAAGGUUCAGCAGAGUCCCACGUGUAGGGCACUGGUAUCAAGGUUGGAGCACGCGGUGAUGUGUGAGUAUAGCGGUGGCAGGAGGUCGUACCGGACCCGCGCCUGGAUCGGCGACCGGUACCACGAGAUCUCAAUCGAACUCUGGGCGAAGGAGAAGGGGAAAGAAAUGUGGAUGUCGGUGGAGAUCGACGACAAGCGGCUCUUGUUCAUGAGGCGUCUCCGGUGGAAGUUCCGAGGGAACGAGAGAUCGGAGCUCGACGGAGGCUGGGUUCAUUUCUCCUGGGAUCUCCACAACUGGUUCCUCCAGUCUAAGGACCGCAAACCGAUACCGUCAGCCGCCGGCGCCCGCGACUCCGCCCCGGAAGAACUAGGGCACGCCGUGUUUCUGCUUUGGUUCAAGGGCCCGUAGAAGUCAAGUCCUCAGCGAGAGGAUAAUUUUACCAGAAGUUCAAUUUUUAGAAAUUGGGUGACGGAGAGAUACGAUAGAAAAACGGGGCUCAUUAAUUGGAGCUGGAGUGGCAGUGGAGUUGUCGGUGAGCAUAGAAGGCGAGGGAGGAAGAGCAGCACGCAGAAAUCCAGCUACUCCUCUUCGGCUUCGUCGGCCUCGUCAGCUAGCACUUGGUCGGUGAUGGAAUGGGCGAGCCCAAAGGAAGUGGAGCCACAGCGAGUGCAAGGCUUCUCCCUACUUGUCUACGCCUGAAGAAUUGAUCCACUGGAGAACAAUUUGGGAUUUUGACUGUCAUCGCCCCUUAUGUGGAGAUGGUUUAUUUGUUCGAUUCAUUUAAUCAUCGCAAUCAUUAUGAGGACUGGAAAUAUGUAGUGGAUAUGAGCUUGAAAUUGUUCAAUUUGAACAAGCAAAGGAAAGGGAAAAAGAAACCUAUGUGGGAAGUCAUAAAGGGUCCUCGACAACUUGAUUCUAAACAAUGUGAGUUUUAUGUGAUGAAAUUUAUGAGAGAAAUUAUUGAAGGAAAUGCUACCGACAAGAAGGAUUCACUUAGCUCAAUGUUCAUGAAAAUAAUUUACUCCAAUGAAGAAAUUGACGAAGUGCAAUCCGAAUGGGCGGAUUGCGUACUAGACUAUAUUCAUUACUAGGUAUAAAUUACUAGACUUCAAAAGAUGGUUGAACACUUUGUUUGUGACUCCAUGACUUAUUGAUUUUGAUUCCUUAGUGCCAAUAAUUUGUUUGU